Anastrepha ludens (Mexican fruit fly) is the source of this 2565-nucleotide messenger RNA. Its product is annotated as lysosome-associated membrane glycoprotein 1-like. Lineage: Eukaryota; Metazoa; Arthropoda; Insecta; Diptera; Tephritidae. The transcript is spliced from 5 exons. Gene Ontology annotation, cellular component: membrane. The record is from RefSeq and is a predicted model, not a curated record. Bases 215 to 1225 code for a protein of 336 amino acids.
CAUUUCGGACAGCACUUAAGUACGUGAAGAAGCAGCAAGAACAAAAGACGUAGAAAAUUUCUAAGGGCCUAGAGAAAUUGAACACAUAUCGGGGGUAUACCAAAAAACUAAUCCUGCAAAUCGUCGUGUUUCCACAAAAGUUACUACAUAAUUUCAAGCUGCUGCUGGAGUAUUUAUAAAGGGAUAAUUUGUGUAAUUACGAGUGCUAACUAAAAUGUUUCAUAAUAAAUUUGUGACGUUGGCUUUCUUGCUGAGCGUUUUUAGCGCUUUAGUUUGUGCCGCUCAACUCGAUGUGAGCUUGGACAAGGCCAACUUACCUGGUACUGCUGCACCAUUACCUAUUGCUGAGCAAGAGGAAGGUGUAGAAAAACCCAAGCCAAAGACGACAACUGUUCCCAGCACCAGCUCGAGUACCAGCAGCACAACAACAACUACAACGACGACGACAACAACAACAACAACACCAGCACCGACAACACCGACACCAACAACUUCGACCGCAGCACCGACUACCACAACAACACUUGCACCAAAUACUACCACGGUAGCGCCAAUAACAACAACACCUGCACCAGCCCCAUUCCCAGCACCAGAGAUCGGCAAAUGGAAUUCCAGCUGCAUUAUUUUACACUUCGCCGCACAGUUGAACUUUACUUACGAAACCAAAGACAACAAAACUGCUACCCGUCUCUUCAACAUCCCCAAGGAUGCCAAAGUCGAGGAUUCCAACUGCGCUAAUAUUUCACAAUCGAUUCACAUUAUUUGGGGUCCAGCUGACGCCAUACACUCGAUGGUCUGGCAAUUCGAUAUCGUUAACAAGUCUAGCGAAUUAAAGCAGAUCUUCUUCAGUCUGCCACUCACCAGCGAUCAUUUCCCCGACGCCAAGGAUAACCAAACUAUUCAGUUGAUUCAUACUGGCGAUGAUUUCAUCACACCCGCUAAGAUGUCCUACCACUGCACACGUGCACAAAAAUUCAACCUAACCGAGGUAGUGCUGGACAAUACCGUCGUAGGCACCAUUACACUGAGCAAUGUGCAGGUCGAGGCAUUCAUCACCGACAAACGUGACACCUUCUCCAAUGCCAUGGACUGUGAUGGCCCCAAGACAAUGGACAUUGUGCCCAUUGCUGUGGGCAUUGCCAUGGCAGCACUCAUACUGAUUGUAUUGAUCUCGUACUUGUGUGCGCGCCGUCGUUCCACAUCGCGUGGCUACAUGAGCUUCUAAGCGAGACUGUUGGAUUACUAAAAAAAUCAGCAAGCGAGUGGUGGCGUUAGUGACAGUAAUUAUGUGUAGACAUAGGCGGCAGGCGUUUAUUUUUGGGGGGGACUGGCAGGUUUAUUCGCAGUAGUGAAAAUUUAAAAAAAUUGGGUUAAUUUGAGAAUUUUUUUAGGGAGAGAAACAGUAAAAAGAUUGAGUUGCUGAGUUUUGAUUUACUUUGUCACGGAACAAACAAAAAGUCAAAAAGAGAAAUAGGAAAAAAGGAAAUAAAUUGUGUGUAAACAGUAAAUUAAGAUAUUCACCAAACAAAUAUAGUAAACAAAUAAAACAAAAAAAAUCUCAACACGAACGCGAAAACCAAAAAGGAAGAAACAGAUGAGAAAAAAAAUCGCUGCAAUUAGUAAUUUUAUUCCAACAGACUUUUAACGAACACUUAGAACAACAGACACCGUAAUAAAACAUAAAACCGUGUGCAGUUACACAAUUAUAUAUUUACAGAUAUAUCAGGCGGAUCAAGCAAUACUUUAGCUAUGCACGUCCGAGCUCUGUGACUUAGAAUUUUUUUUUGUUUUUUUUUUGUAUAUUCUUUAUAUGAUUUUCUUUCUAUCUAAUAUUUUUAUAGAUCUUACUUCAAACGAUUUAGUGCUUUUUUUCUAUGUUUAUUCAAACUCUACAUUUGCAGCUAAAUUCUAUGUUUAGCAGGAGUGUAAACUACACUCUUUCAAAUGCCUUCCUUUCGAUAAAUGCACUGAUACGAACCUAAAAAUAUAUUGUUUAUAUCCGUACGAUAAAUGCAAUACAACUAAAUAUUGAAAAAAUUAGGUAUAUGGAUUCCAUGAAAAUUAUCACCGAUAUCAAACAAAUGUAUAUUAAUCAGCAAUAAACACAACAAACGUGCAUAUGUUCAUAUGUUGUUCGUUCCCAAGACAGUUGCGUGCGUCUAUGUGACCGGAAUGGGCCGGAUUUGUCUUCGGAUAAGGACUGUAACGUCAGCAGCAUUCUCCGAAAAGCUAUGGGGGUGUUUUAUGCGACUACAACAACAGCAACAACAACAACAUAUGUAUAAAUAGUAUUUAUAAUUAAUUCUACACUCUAUUAAAUCAUUCUUAUUGUUCUACAUUUACCUACAAACAUAUAUACUAUAAAUUUUAAAUGAUUGGCUAAACCUUGUAUGUAAUUUACUAUUUCUAUGUAAUAUUUGAAUAUAUAUUGUAAUAUUUUUUGAUUUCAAUGCGAAUUACAUAUAAAUAUGAUAAGUAGUUUCCAUUGCAUGUGGCUGCAUAUCGUUUUAUAUAUGUACACAAUUUUUUACGCCUGAUUAAUAAAGAUGAAAUCGAUGAAAAUUA